Molecule: messenger RNA, 660 nt
Organism: Caenorhabditis sp. 36 PRJEB53466
Lineage: Eukaryota; Metazoa; Nematoda; Chromadorea; Rhabditida; Rhabditidae
Source: the annotation of a GenBank genome assembly
AUGCCGAUAUUGUCUCUAGUACUGAACUUUACGGGAGGGAGAGAACCGAAUGAGGAGAAUGAGGAGGUGCCACGUCGGAUGGAGAGAAUGCAUAUACCAUACAUACGUAACCCUCCAGAUCAGCCAAAUGUGCUCAUCCAACCGAAUGCUCUUCCGGACAUUAGUCGCCUUUUCCUUCAACCUUCGAAUCAGGAAGAGUUUCGUACUCGUGCGCCAAUAGAUUAUAAGUUUGGAGAGAGACCGUUUGCAGCCCUCGAGGCAUCAAAGAAGGCUGGAGAGAGAAAUCAGAGAGAUGAGAAACAGGUGAGAUGAAAACGGUAACGCAAAAAACGAAUGGGUUCACAGAACACGACGGCUGUGGAUGGAUCUGCUAAAAAGAAGAAGAAGGAGAAUGAGAAGAAGGGAAAAAUUGCAAGACCUGCCGUGAGAUCGUCUUCUCGUCUGCGAAACAAAUCAUCUUCCGCACUUCUCACGGCAAGCAAGUCGAGAACAAAGAGGAACAUAGCUCAGAAAAAGAGCACUUCUUGUCCACAAGAAUCGGUCACUCAACUCCGUCGCAGUGCUCGGUUGGCAAGCAAGAAACCGGUGCUGACAAGUGCAGCUUUCGGAACAAAAGAGACUUCAAAGAAUGUUCUCGCCUCGACUCCCGCUUGCGAAUAA